Messenger RNA from Paramecium sonneborni, 966 nucleotides. The record is from the annotation of a GenBank genome assembly. Lineage: Eukaryota; Ciliophora; Oligohymenophorea; Peniculida; Parameciidae.
AUGGAUAUAGAGCUUCUUAUUAUUUAACAAGAUGCUUUUUCUACAAACUCAGAAUAAAGAAACCUAAAAAAUAAAUCAAAAAUGGAAAUUUUAAUCAAAGAGAGUAAUUUUAUAUGCCAUUCAAUAUGCACCUAUCAAAUUAUAAAGAGUUUUUUAUUCCUAGCAUAUUAUCAAGUUGUUCUCAAUUCUCCAUUACAUUAUGCUACAUUUCUAGUUUUCGCUCAUGAUGCUAUUACAUUUUUCUUUUAUAUAAUUUUAGAGUAAAAAAUAAUUUUAAAUCAAUUAGCGCUUUAACUUUUAAGUUCAAUUACUAACUCUUACUAAUAGAAGAUAAAGUUGUUAACAUAUUUCAUUUAAAUCACAGUUUAAUUUAUCUGGCAAUUUAAGAAGUUCUCUCUUUGUUUAGACCUCUCAAUGGAAUAAUACUCCUAUAUUAAAUCUAAUAAAAAAUGUUAAUGUAUCCUCUUAUUAUUAUCAGAAUACUUCAUUAUGGCUGUUCAGCCUACUACUUAUUUCAAUUUUUAUAAAUUUCUUAAGAAACUUGCUUACUAUUUCAAGUACAAAUUAUAGAGAUAAUUCUACACUGGAUUGCUACGUUAAUUAUUACAAUCAUUAUUGGAAUCGUAAUAAUAUUUAAUUACUACUUUGGAAAAUAGGUUCAUUUUAAAUUCUAAAGUAGAUUUUUAGGAACUAUUAUUGAUGAUUUUAAUGAAAUGAAACUUCGAGAUGUUAAUUCAUUACUCAGAGCCACAACGAUAGAUUGGUAUAAUAAUAAUCUAAGGUAGCCCUAUUUGUUAUUAAGGAAUAAAUGAGUCUGAUACAGUUAUUUAAUUACCUUGCCAUUAAACACAUUUAUUUCAUUCAUAAUGCUGCAAAUAGUGGUUAUUCUAAAAUCUUCAAUGCCCAAUCUGUAGAAAUUAGAUAGAAUCCAAAAAUAAACACUCUUUUCCUGUUCCUUAUCAAUGA